Messenger RNA from Fonticula alba, 369 nucleotides. RefSeq lists its product as hypothetical. NCBI's taxonomy places the organism in Eukaryota, Rotosphaerida, Fonticulaceae. The transcript has 4 exons. Bases 1 to 369 code for a protein of 122 amino acids. The record is from RefSeq and is a predicted model, not a curated record.
AUGUCCAAAGGAACUCCCUCAACCGGUCGGGCAACGGCCGUCGACACGGCCCUCACCGCGGCCGUCGCGGCUAAGAAGGCCGCGAAUUUGGUCAAGAAGGAGCGCCAGCAGCUUUUGGAAUCCCGGAAACUGGAAUCAGCUCUUCGCGCACGGCUGGCCGACAAGCUUCAGACCUUGAAUGCUUUGCGCUCCAAACGCCAGACCCAGGCGACACUGCGAAGCCUAGCACGGCUAGCCACCCCCUCGGGCGAUGGCGGCGCCCAGGUGGUCUCGUCGGAAUGGGAGCCGGUCCAGCGGCGGCCGGCCCAUCCGCUCCGCGCACGGGCCAUGGUCAAUCGAGCCCGAGCCGUGGCACAGAAGAAGCCUUGA